AUGGCGGGCUACAUCGGCGCCAAGGGGAUGACGUCGCGCGACUUUCUGGACCGGCAUCAGGCGGGCUGCUCCAACUUUGCGGGGCUCGACUUUUCGGGCGAGGACUUUUCGAACAUGGUGCUGAACGGCUGCAACCUGAGCGGCUGCGUGCUCGAGGGCGCCAUCUUUGACGACGCGCAGCUGACGAAUGUGGACUUGACUCGCGCCAACCUGUCGAGUGUCAGUCUGCGGGGCGCUGCCUUGAGCGGGUGCAAGCUCGUGCGCUCGUGGGCCCAGGGCAGCAAGCUGAGCAAUGCGAGUCUCUCCACCUGUGAGUUGGCCAGCUCGAACCUCUCAACGAGCGACCUGAGCGACGCGAGCCUGGCCAAGUGUAAUCUCACGCAGGCUGAGCUAGUUGGCACCAAGCUUCACCGCACCACGAUGGCGGACACCGACUUCUCGAAGGCCAGGGUGGAUAACAGCGAUUGGCGAGGCGCUCGCUUCAAGGUUGCGUGCAACUUUUCGGACACGGCAAUCCGGCAGUGCAUCUCUUUGGCGGAGCUCAAGGCUGGCGGGCUGGUUCAGGGGAUGAACACCAUGGGCUACUCAAUCAGCGAGAUGAAGGCGGCGGGCUACUCGGUGCAGGAGGCCAAGGCGGCGGGCUACUCAAUCAGCGAGGCGAAGGCGGCGGGCUACUCGGUGCAGGAGGCCAAGGCGGCGGGCUACUCAAUCAGCGAGGCGAAGGCGGCGGGCUACUCGCUGCACUCGCUCAAGGAGAUUAAGGCGGCGGGCUACUCGUGCAGUGAGGCAAAGGCGGAGGGCUACAAGCCCUUUGAGUGCCGUGAGGCUGGCUACUCUUACGAGGAAGGUCGCGUGGCCGGCUAUCGCUGGGACGACAAGGAAAUUUGGUAUGGACGUUAUGAUCACGACUACAACCGGUGGCUCUGA
Molecule: messenger RNA, 927 nt
Organism: Emiliania huxleyi CCMP1516
Lineage: Eukaryota; Haptophyta; Isochrysidales; Noelaerhabdaceae
Exons: 1
Coding region: 1-927 (308 amino acids)
Source: RefSeq, a predicted model, not a curated record